Hydra vulgaris (swiftwater hydra) is the source of this 903-nucleotide messenger RNA. Lineage: Eukaryota; Metazoa; Cnidaria; Hydrozoa; Anthoathecata; Hydridae. The record is from RefSeq and is a predicted model, not a curated record.
AUGGCGUUAAAAAAAAGUCAAAUACAAGAUAAUAUCCAUGUUAUAAGUGAAGUUUUUGAAAUAGUUAAAUUUCUUGGUCGUCAAAAUUUACCAUUUAGAGGUCCUAGAAACUCUGAAAGUCUGUAUAAGUGGAACGAUGAAGACAAUUUAAGCAAAGGCAAUUUUUUGGAGUUGGUUAAAUUUACAGCCAAACGGGAUGCUACAUUAUACAAACAUUUGAAUGCGGCUAUAAAAAACAGCAAACGCAGAAAAGACAAUUUGGAAAAAAAAUCAUUAAUUUCUUGUGGCAGGGGUUCACUUGUAACUUUAUUGUCUAAAACUACUGUGAAUAAAGUUAUUUUAUCUAUCGUGAAAUCGAUAAGAGAUAGAAUUAAAUUAGAAUUAGGUGAACAAAAUUUUAGUUUACAGAUUGAUAGUACACAAGAUGUUGGUGUUGUAGAUCAGGCAGCAGUAUGCAUCCGGUACAUUUAUGAAGGAGAAGUAAAAGAAAGGUUAUUUGCUUUAUUAAAAGUUGUCGAUUCAUCAGGAAAUGGCUACUAUGAUAUGUUAAAAAAACUUUUUUCUGAACAUUCCAUUAAUUUUAAUCAUAUUAUUGGUGAAUCAUUUGAUGGAGCAGCUAAUAUGAGAGGGGAGUAUUCAGGACUACAAUCUAAAAUUAAAAGUCAAGAAAAUCAAAAAAGUGUUUAUAUAUGGUGCUAUAGUCAUGUGCUUAGCUUAUGUGUAUGUGAUACUUGUAAAGGCGUAGAAGCUAAAAAACUGUUUGGAUUUUUGAAUCGAUUAUCAACAUUUUUUAGUGACUCUUAUAAACGUAUGCACAUAUGGUUAAGUGAAAUUGAUUCAAGUUUGGGGUCUAAUAAAUUGAAAAAACUUCAAAAAAUAGGAGAAUACAAUACGCGAUGGUAG